This is a messenger RNA of Cucurbitaria berberidis CBS 394.84, 850 nucleotides long. RefSeq lists its product as uncharacterized. The transcript is spliced from 2 exons. The coding region runs from base 128 to 805 and encodes 225 amino acids. The record is from RefSeq and is a predicted model, not a curated record. Lineage: Eukaryota; Fungi; Ascomycota; Dothideomycetes; Pleosporales; Cucurbitariaceae.
GCAUACAUUAAGGCGAUAGGUACUCUGGAUCACUACUGCAAUAACACAAACAUCUUGUUCAUAUCCAAUCGUGAUACUCACUCACGUCUCGAAGUAGCUCAAAUACAACCCCGAACAUAUCGCUAAUAUGCCUACUCAUCAUGGACAGAAGGUCACCACCGACCCCGAGUCAACCCGAAACCCCAUUCAAGAGGGCGUCGGCACCGUGACAUCUGACUCCCUAGCCGCCGACUCCAUCAACGAAGGCGGCUCAUUCGGCAAGGGCAACCCCAAAGCCGCAGCAUCAAAGCAGCCCUCCUCGUCCACGACGACAAACACUACUGACACGUCGAACGCAAAGACGCUCGACCCCGCUAUCGAUGCGCACUCACGCGAAGCACAGGAGGGAUGGAGCGAGGAAAAAUCCUACCAGUCCGCCAAAGGGCUCGGUAAGGAAAGCGGCGUAGGUCCCACGUACAACUCCACCGGCUCGGGCGUCAACAGCGCUGGUGACAAGCGGGGCGUGUCGACGGGCACAUCUGAUGGGUUUGACGGCGUUCAGGGUAACAUUGCGCCUGCCGGUGUGUAUGCGAAGCAGGACCUCGACUCCGGCGUGUACAAGCCUAAAGGGAAGAAUGUCACAGAGGAUAAGGAACUCAAGGGUAACAGCAAGUUCGCCGAAAUUGGGUCCAAGGACGAUCCGGCGAGGGCGGCGGAAUUGGCGUUUGCGAAGAGAGAUGCUGCUGCUUCUGGCGCGGGGUCGAAUGGAGAUAUUGCGCAGGGAGGGGAGUCGAAGUUUAGUGGGUUGCAGGAUGAGAGUGCGUAGGGGUUGAUGUGAUUAGUAGGGCCGUGUACCUUGGGUGAUUACAAU